AUGGAGUGCUUUGAUAUGAGGACCCAUCUGCAGAUGGAAGAUCUCAGCGACGAGAGUUUCGUAUCUUCCGACUCCGAGGUCGACAUGGACGACAAUCAGCUUUUCUUGGAGCCAGAGGAGCAGGAAACUUCCCCUGUGUGGACCGAGCUAGAAAAGGAGGACGAGGCUGUUGCUGUAAAGGAGGAGAGCGACGACUCUAAGAAGGGCAAGUGCGAGGUGGUCGUGAUCCAGUCCAGGCAACUCCCAAUGCAGAACUCUUGUGCGGUUGAGAUCACAUGGGAGAAGCUCGAGCAGCACUUCCACGAGAGCCUCCCCGUUGCGGCGUCCAAGCUUGGUAUCGGCAAAUCAACGAUGAAGCUUGUCUGCCGGAAGCUGGGACUUGUCAAGUGGCCUUACAAGAACAAGGGAGGGAGGCAGCUGGCAGCUCAGGGGAGCAAGAAAUAUCCCAACGUCGGGUUCGGUCAUCCCCUCCGCUAUAACCACAUGUGGAGGUCCUACCAUGACUACCAGCUGUCUAUAUCCCUACACCCCCUCGCUGAAGGGAUCUACCGUGCAUAA
Guillardia theta CCMP2712 is the source of this 558-nucleotide messenger RNA. RefSeq lists its product as hypothetical. The record is from RefSeq and is a predicted model, not a curated record. Lineage: Eukaryota; Cryptophyceae; Pyrenomonadales; Geminigeraceae. The transcript is spliced from 2 exons. The coding region runs from base 1 to 558 and encodes 185 amino acids.